Molecule: messenger RNA, 1640 nt
Organism: Cucurbita moschata (crookneck pumpkin)
Lineage: Eukaryota; Viridiplantae; Streptophyta; Magnoliopsida; Cucurbitales; Cucurbitaceae
Product: nucleolar and coiled-body phosphoprotein 1-like
Exons: 7
Coding region: 119-1414 (431 amino acids)
Molecular function (GO): protein binding
Source: RefSeq, a predicted model, not a curated record
AGAAAAAAAAGAAGAGAGAGAAAAUCAGGAGAGGGAGAGUGGGAAAAACCCGGGAAGAGACCAACUCAUAAACCCUAGCGCGAAGGAAGCAGUCUUCUUCUUCAACGCGUGAAGGCGCAUGUCCCGAACCCUAACCAACUCUGUAACUCCAUCUCUUCUCGCCUUCAAACCUCGUCAAGUUCUUCUCUCCCACCACGCUAUGAAGCAAAGAAUCGACGCCCAAACUCCCAAGUCUGCCGAUGAAGCCGCAUCCUUACACCCGGAGCAGAGGACUCUUCUUCUUCACGCUGUAGCCUUCUUUUUGGAGCACAAUGGCUUCUCCAAAACCCUAAAAAAGUUUCGUUCCGAAGCGCAGAUUGAGAAGGAUUCUUCAAAGGAGUUAUUGCUUAGUCUCGAAGAAAUGUGCCACAAGCAUUUUAAGAAAGGUAGUCAAGCCGUCACACCCCAAAAUAAACCAGUAGAUGAAGAAAUGGUGACAGAGGUUACCGAUGAUAGGGUUCCUGAAGAACAAGAGGAGCCUGCAAAGAAGUCCAAGGAUAAAAAGAAAAUAAAAAAGAAUGCAGUUGCAGAUAAAGAGAAAUCAGAACCUGCCCAUGUGGAGAGUUUGAAAAACUCCAAUGGCACAGAACCUUCCGAAGGCACUACUGUCCAUGAGGAGGCAGGAAAGAAAUCUAAGGAUAAAAAGAAAAAGAACAAAGAGAAGAUAGAGGCUGUUGCUACAAUCCCCGAUGAUGUAACUGUUUCAAGAGAUUCUCAAGCUGUAGACUCAAAUGGAUUGAAUGGUAAUGUUGCCACUCUUGACGAAAAGGUUGUCAAAUCCAAAAGUAAGAAGAAAAAGGAUGGUCGACAUUUAAGUGACACAAAUUCAAACCAGCUAAAUGAUGGUACCAAGAUGUUAGAUGAAGAGGAACACAACGACAAUUCUAAGAAGAGGAAAAGGUUGGCUUCUGAAGAUAACGACAGUCAUGCUGUCGAUGAGAAAGAAACCGAAGAUGUCAAACGUAGAAAAUUAGAAGGUUCAAAAGGAUGCAAUGAUGGUGUGCUGUCUACAAAGGUUGAUGUAAAUGAGCUUUCUCAGGAGACAGAUGUUGAAAAAACCGCAGAGAAAACUUCUUCAAAGAAACCUUGGAAGAAACCUUCAAAUGGCUCAACUGAGCCAAAGACCAUUAAUGCGUUCCAAAGGGUAAAAGUAGAUGCUGUGACAUUUGCUGAUGAGAAACUCGCAGAUAAUUCAUACUGGGCGAAGGGUGGAGCCGAGACUGGGUAUGGUGCAAAAGCUCAAGAGGUUCUUGGCCAGGUUAAAGGAAGGGGUUUUCGACAUGAAAAGACGAAGAAGAAGCGUGGAUCAUACCGAGGCGGAGUGAUAGAUCUGCAAUCUCACUCAGUAAAGUUCAAUUAUUCUGAUGAGGAUUGACCAUAUUUUAAUGGGAUUCACGAUUCUGGUCUUUAACUGCUUUUGAUCAUUCAUGAAUGAAGUUUCCAUCUCUGAAAAAAUUUUGGUCGUAUGUUCCUCCAUAGAGUAGAAACUCUAAAGAAUUGAUGUCCAAUAUUUAGCAUCAUAUUUUUUUUUUUUUAAGGAGUCCAUGAAUAUGCCUCAUCGAUUUUGAACUUAUUAUUAAUCCACUUUGUAGUUCUCCACA